Stegodyphus dumicola is the source of this 1725-nucleotide messenger RNA. Its product is annotated as RILP-like protein 1. The record is from RefSeq and is a predicted model, not a curated record. NCBI's taxonomy places the organism in Eukaryota, Metazoa, Arthropoda, Arachnida, Araneae, Eresidae.
CGCAUAAUUACUGUUUAGGGCAUUUUUGUUUGUAUAGAAUGCCAGUGUUUUGGAGACCAGCUGAAGUGCACUGUAGAAAAGUUAUCAGAUACUAACAAAUCACUGCAUCUUGAGUUACAAGGAACCAAAAACAUGAUAAAAAUGCUCAGCUUGCAAAAAAUGGAAUAUGAGACUAAACUGAAUAUUCAAGAUACAAAACUUACUUCUUUACAACAAACUCUGCCUAAUUCCAAGAGCAAAGUACAUAAGGAUGAUGAUCGUGUUAAAUAUACAAGCAUUGCUAGUUCAGAUACAGAUGAUUUGAAAUUUUCUUCAGAUGCUAACACAGUUCAUUCUUUGAUACAGGAGCAGAGGUAUUUAAAACAUAAAAUAAAAUCUUUGGAAAUUGAAUUGCAGAGCACAAAACAUCAAGUUCAGAAAUAUGAAUCUACAGUUUUGAAAUUAACUGAAGAGCAAAAAGACAGACACAUUCAAAAGCCAAGUACUGUACGACAGCUUUUUCAUCUUUUUCUUGGAGUGGUUACCAUCUUCCCAUAGUGAUUAUAGUGGAGGAAGAAACGUGGAAUCUGAGAGACAUAUGUUAUACCUCACACAAAGUGCAGCUAACAUGGAUGAAUUUAUUGUUGACAUUGCUCCUAUGUGGCCUUCUUUGAAUGAUGAAUAGACCUAUAAAUGGGAAUAAGGUGUAUUACAUUGUUUUUGCUUGCAAUUAUCUGUUGCUUGAUAUAUUUUUAAAAUAGUUUUAAGUAUUAUGUAUUGUAACUUUUAUAUUUAUGUAUAUAUGAUUUCUAUUAACUUUCUUAUAUUAGUCAAAAGUUAUCACGUUAUAAAGUGAUAAAUUAGGAUUAUUGAUUUUCGAAAACUUCAAUAGAUGCUGUUUUAAAUAGCAUUUUAAUUACUGGGCUGGUAUAUUAAAUAGUAUAAAAAUUUCAAUUAUAUCUUUCUGUAAGCUAAAAAUAGCAUACUGAUUAAUGAAAGUUUGAUAUACCCUGAAAAAUAAAGUAGAAGCAUUGGGUCAAUUAUUAUUUUUUUUUUUUUUUUACCUAUAAAUUUAAAAGUCACCACUGGACUUCUAGAGUGGCAUUUGUGCCCAUAUCCAGUCAAGAGACCAUUUUUUUCUUAUAGCUUAUUUUAUAAAAUAUCUCUUUCUUGGUUAUUGAAAUGCACUUAAAUUGCAUGUAGAUGUGGAACUUGCUGAAGCUUACAUCUGUUUGAGUCUGUUGUUAUUGUGACUUAUCUCACUUGUCUGACAUCCCUUUGAUAUACAUUUCAAAUGGCAACGCUAAAUACACAUGUUAAUUUCGUUCCCCCCCCCCCUCAAAUGGUCUUACCCUUCUUAAGCAUUAAAUAGAUGUGCUGGCCAAACCCAUAAAUUAUUUAGCCAUCUAAUGACUAAAAACAUUGCCAAGGGUGCUUUAUAAGGGAUGACCAAUAUUUCAUCUGCAAAGAAGAGUGAAGGACAACACACAUACAGCCAGAUCUCACAUGAGAUUCAAACCAUACCCUUGGUUUUAAGUAGCAGUCAGCCUUCACUAGCUAUUACACUGUCUGUGUUGGCUAUUAAAACAAAAUAAGUUUAUUGUACAAAGUCUGAAACUUGGACUCGUCAGGACUUUCACGAUUCUGGAUUUGGGAAUUUUCUGAAUUUUACUUCAUCAAUUUAAAUCUAGCAAUAAUGACAUGUAAAAAUUAUAAAAUUAAAAAUCUGAACUAGUGUUUUAUUAA